Metopolophium dirhodum (rose-grain aphid) is the source of this 3017-nucleotide messenger RNA. RefSeq lists its product as uncharacterized. Lineage: Eukaryota; Metazoa; Arthropoda; Insecta; Hemiptera; Aphididae. The transcript has 5 exons. The record is from RefSeq and is a predicted model, not a curated record. Bases 186 to 2882 code for a protein of 898 amino acids.
UCGUUGCAGAAUAAUAUAAUUGAAUAAUCGAUAAUUAUUUGUAACUAAUAACAUUUUUUGCGUGCACUUUAGCAGAGUCGCAUAGAUCAUUUUUACAUUAUAUUAUAGUUUGUUAUUUUAUUUGUUGUGUCCAGUGUUAAAUAGUAAUACAGUAAACAUACAUUUUUUAAUAUAAUAGUAACAUCAUGUCUACGAAACAACCGCUAAAGAGUCGUAAAAACCGGACGUAUAAUAAGCGAUGGGUCAUUGUUUUGUUUAUGGAAUCAAACGAUUACAGUGUUGUGCCUGUUAAUUGGCUAAUUUUACCACCAACAUUGGAGCUAACAGCGUUAAACAUUUCAGUAGUUGAAUUUUGUCGAUGGCCUCCAUUUAAUGUUACUAGCGUUGAACUAACAAACGCUUAUGAUCCAGAAGAUUUAUGGGGUUUAUUCAAAAUUAAAAUUUUGUCCAGUAAAAUAUAUGUCAAUUUCAAAGAAGCCUGGCAUCAACGUGUGGAGAUUGAAAGUUCUGCUACAGAAAAUGAAUCUGAAGUACUCAAAAAGAAAAAGAAAAACCACCAAAGAAGUUCAUCUGAAGAUGACAGUGACUUUGAGGAUUGUAGCUUUUCAGUAACACCUAUCAGCAAAAAACUAAAAAAAGAUGUGCCGAUAACAUUUACUGAAUUGCUGGUGAGGAAUUCCGAUGAAGAAUUCAAUUGUGAACUAGAGUCUGUAUCACCACCGGCAGUACAAAUUGCAGCUAGUUCCUCAGUAUCAUACAUAGUUAAUGAUAACAUACAUAUGAUUUGCAGUUCAAAGAAAAAAGAUUUAUCUCUCAUAUCAACAAAAUAUUUUAGAAGAGUACUAAAAGCUGAACAACAAAAAGUAAAUUUGAAUGUUACGUCCAUAGUAAAUAGUAAUAGUAUAAAUUGUGUUAAGACAAAUAUUACAAACAAUGAUUUACCACUAAAAUUAUCAGUAUUGGUGAAAGAUCCCAUGAUACCUGAAUGUUUGUUAAAUACAUUAAAUGUUGAAACCGUCCAAUCCAAUAACUUUAAUUCGGGUUUUGAUGCUUUUAAUGAUCCAGUUAUAACCAAUCAUGACCCUAUGUUGGAAGUUGAUGUACAGAAAAAUGUAUGUAUAACAGAUAAAUUGCGUCUAUUAAUUAUUAAACACAAAGUUUCUCAUAAUUUUUGUAACAGCUUGCUUCAAUUAUUGAAAAGUGAAGGUUUAGACGUUCCAAAAGAUAUUAGGACUUUGAUGAAAACUCCUAAACUCCAUGAUAUUGUCGAUAUUUCUGGUGGUUCCUACAUACAUUUAGGUCUAAGAAAUAUGCUACUACCUAUUUUAAUUAAAAAUAAUGCUCAAAUAUAUAUUAAAUCCCAUGUAUUAGAGAUAGGUCUCAAUAUAGAUGGCCUUCCUGUAUCUAAAAGUUCUAAAAGUCAAAUUUGGCCAGCAUUAAUAUCAAUUUUAAAUUUUAAAGAGCUAAAAGAAAAUGUUAUACCUAUAGGCAUUUUCCAUGGAUUUCAAAAACCCCUUUCUAUUGAAGAAUUCUUAAAUCCAUUAAUAAUAGAUUUAUUGGAUGUGUUAGAUAAUGGGUUGACUGUAAAUGGGUUGUUUUUUACUGUAAAUAUUUCAAAUGUUUCAUGUGAUAGCCCGGCGAAGGCGUUUUUACUUAAUGUUAAGGGUCAUAAUGCAUAUUUUGGCUGUACAUUAUGUAUAGAGGAAGGUACAUAUUUGGAACAUCGUAUGACUUAUCCUGGUUUAGAUGCAACAUUAAGAACUGAUGAGUCUUUCAGAAGUAAAAAAGAUGAGGAUUACCAUAAAGGCAAUAGUCCUUUAGUUUGUUUACCAAUUAAUAUAAUCAAUACAGUUGUGUUAGAUUACAUGCAUAAUGUAUGCCUAGGUGUAGUUAAAAAAUUAGUUGAAUUUUGGGUGAAAGGUAAUAAGCAAGUAAGAUUGGAAAAAGAUAAAAAAGAAAAAAUAAAUAAUGAGUUAAAAAAAUUAAGACCUUAUGUACCUUCUGAGAUAUGUCGCUUACCCAGGGCGCUAGAUGAAAUUGAACAUUAUAAAGCCACAGAACUUAGAACUUUUUUAUUAUAUACCGGUCAAAUAGUUCUAAAGGGUAACUUAAAAAAAAAGUUUUAUUAUCAUUUCCUAUUGUUGGUUUAUGCAAUUAGAAUUUUAAUUUGUUCUGAAACCUGUUCUAAAUAUAAUGAAUUAUCAACACAGUUUCUAAAGAAAUUUGUUAAUGAUUAUUCUGCAUUAUAUGGUUCUCAUUACAUAUCUUAUAAUGUACAUAGUUUAAUUCACUUACCAUUUUAUGUUCUUCUUCAUGGUCCAUUAGACAAUUUUAGUUGUUUUCGUUAUGAAAAUUAUUUACAAGAAAUAAAAAAAUCUAUCAAGUCAAUCAAAUAUCCUCUGCAAGAAAUCUUCAAUAGAAUAGUAGAAAAACAAAAAAUGUAUGAUACACUUCCUGCUCAAUUACAUAAACAAUAUCCUGUCUUAAGCAAUGAAAUAAUACACAGUAAUCCUUCACCUCUCUUUAAUAUAAAUGAUAAACUUUUUGAAAAAAUCACUUUAGAACUAACAAGUACAAUUAUAAAUGUUCUUAAAGAAAAAGAUAGAUACAUAAUGCUUACUAAUAACACUCUUGUUAUGGUUCAGCAUAUUGUUCAACCGAAAAAUGAACCUCCUAAUUUAAUUGUAAAACAGUUCAUCAGCUGUUCUGAAUUUACUAAUACACCAGAAUCUUCUUUCAAAAUCGGGGUUUACAUGGUUGACACUUCUAAAAUGUCCGAAUUAUAUUGUAUUAAUUUAACUGAUAUAAAAUACAAAUGUUUUUUUAUUAGACUAUCCGACAAUUUGGCAUUGAUCUCAACACUUUGUCAUUUAGAGACCUAAUUAGCGUGUACCUUCAGUCUAAAAUUAACACAUUAUUAAGUCAUUCAAACAAAAUAUAUUAUUCUGUUUAUAUUAUAUUAUCAUUAAUGUUAUUUUGCAAAGUACAUUUUUAACUGUAUACCUAUUAUUUUAUAA